AUGUCCCAAAGGAGAAAGAGAAGCAGAAAGCUGGAAUCCCCAAAAAGGCUGAUGAAUCAAAGGGGAAAAGAAAAGGAAUGGCAGAAUGUUAUAAGGAAAGGAAACUCCAAAGCAUCCUUGAAAGAGAAUCAACAAGCAACUCAAGGAAACAGCAAGUCAAAUGAGUCAAGAGAAGGAGGGGAGGAUGUUAGUAACAAAUUUAACGCACUUCGUGGUAACUAUGUGGAGGCAGAGGCAAGCAUUGAGGUGGUGCAUUGUGAAGGCAAUCCCAGCUACGUCAAAGGCGCAGGGAAUAAUGAAAAUGAGGUUUUGAUCUCCUCGGUGUUGGUUGACGUGAGGGGUCAUGAUUUGGGGAUGGAGGCUGAGGAUCUACUAUUUGAAGAGGAUGCUGAUGUUAGCACUGAUAAAAGGAAGGAAAGUGCUAAGGGUGACUUUAUAACCCAUACCCAAGGGGAAGGGGAUAAGGAGGGGCUUCAUGAAGGUAAUCCGGCUUAUGGAGUUAGACCCAAGGCAAAGGAAGGCAUGAUGGGCAUGGAUUUCUUGAAAGCUUUAAAGGUGGAGAUAAGACGAGCUGGAACCAAGGAUCAUUUGGAUUAA
Messenger RNA from Ilex paraguariensis (yerba mate), 597 nucleotides. The record is from the annotation of a GenBank genome assembly. NCBI's taxonomy places the organism in Eukaryota, Viridiplantae, Streptophyta, Magnoliopsida, Aquifoliales, Aquifoliaceae.